CUCCACUCCAUCGCUCCGUCAUUUAAGAACACCCGCUUUCAGCAUUGUCAAAGCGAUUCCCCGAAUAGCGCCAGGAACUCGCGACAAUGCUUAUCCCCAAGGAAGACCGCAAGAAGAUCCACGAGUACCUCUUCCGCGAGGGUGUACUCGUGGCCAAGAAGGACUUCAACCUUCCCAAGCAUGGCGACAUUGACACCAAGAACCUCUACGUGAUCAAGGCCUGCCAGUCUCUUAACUCCCGCGGCUACGUCAAGACUCGCUUCUCGUGGCAGUACUACUACUACACCCUUACUCCUGAGGGUCUUGACUACCUCCGUGAGUGGCUUCACCUCCCCGCUGAGGUUGUCCCUGCCACCCACAUCAAGCAGCAGCGCACCCACGCUCCUCCUCGCGGCAUGCUCGGUGGUGAGGAGCGCGAGCGCCGUCCUGGUCCCCGCCAGCCUCGUGAGGGUGGCUACAGGCGCCGUGAGGAGAAGGAAGGUGGUGCCCCUGGCGAGUUCGCUCCCAGCUUCCGUGGUGGAUUCGGUCGUGGCCGUGGUGCCCCUCCUUCUUAAAAAGUGUCACUCGCCGCUUGCGUUUUCCGAGGGGUUUCUUAAAAAAAGGAUGUCGUUUAUGUGGCUUGAGUAGGUAUCGUGAAGUAUCUGAAAUGGCUGCACUUACGCAUCUUAGCCUGCGCAUUCCCUUUCUGAAAUGUGGAUAUGAAUUGCAGGACCCUCUGUUACGAUUUAGAUAGCAUCAAUGACAAGAUCAUCAUGACGCAAUAUUUUGUCCCAUAGAUGUUCAUUUUAAUAUGACC
Monascus purpureus is the source of this 796-nucleotide messenger RNA. NCBI's taxonomy places the organism in Eukaryota, Fungi, Ascomycota, Eurotiomycetes, Eurotiales, Aspergillaceae. The record is from the annotation of a GenBank genome assembly.